AUGAACAAGAGCCUUCUUGCUGCUACCGAGAGCUCGACCAAUCACAGCAGCACUCUCUACGGUUCGUCCUCAUCGGAGGCUCAUCAUCAUGGUGGAGAAGAAGGAUAUUCCAAUGUCAUUCACUAUGACGAUGAUUCAUCAUCAUCUUUAUGGAAGAAAUUACGGGCAUAUAAUGCAUAUAUAGUCGCUGGAGUUUGUGCUACGGUGGCUUGUGUGGUUGCUACGUGUGUGAUCAUUCCGGCAUUGGUUUAUAGUUACUCGAGAAUUGGGAAGAGAAUGGAUUCUUUGAAAUGUGAUUCAUCGUGUACAUAUCAAGUUGUAGAGUCCAUUCCAGAGGGUCUCAAUUUAAAAUUACUUCCCAACACAGAUUUUACACACAAUGCAUGGGCUGAUAUUAUUGGAAGAGCUACAUCAAAGCUCACUAUUGUUUGCUUUUAUUCAAGUUUACUGAACGACGCUUCUGUGAUAUCGGGUGGACAAUAUGGAAAUGAAACUUUUGCUGCCAUUGCAAAUGCUAUCAAGAAAGGAAUCAAAGUCACUAUUAUUCAGAAUAUAGCCUCUGCAGAUUUUCCAGAUGAUGACACAAGAGCCUUGGAAAAGAUGGGUGCUGAAUUAGUUUCAGUUGACUGGAAAAAGGCAUUUUCUGGUGGUAUUUUGCACACAAAAGCCAUUGCUGUUGAUGGUAAACAUUUCUAUGUUGGUAGUGCUAAUUUGGAUUGGAGAUCUUUGGCUCAAGUCAAAGAAUUGGGAGUUAAAGUUACUGAUUGUGAAUGUUUGACACAAGAUAUUGAAAAAAUUAUGGAUAUUUACUACACUCUUGGAACAAGCAUGAACAAUAGUUUUACAGGAUUUAGAGGAUGGCCUGAAAAUACCUUCACAAGUGUGAAUCAAUUUAGUAGAUUGUUGGUUCCUUUCCAGAAUGAACCUGUCAAGAAUGAAUCCACUGUGUUCAUGUCUGCAAGUCCAAGAAUUAUUAAUGAACCUUUAAGAACAAAUGAUAUUGAUGCUUUACUUUCUGUAAUUAAUAAUGCCACUCAAUUUGUUUACAUCUCAGUCAUGGAUUUUCAACCAUUGAUGCUCUACGGAUCAGCACCUGAAUAUUGGGGAGAAAUUGAGGACGCUCUCAAAUCAGCUGUGAUUAGAAAUGUUCAAGUGAAGCUUCUAAUUAGCAAGUGGGAUCACACCAAACCAAUGCAGAUCACUGUUCUGCAAUCCUUGUUAGCAUUUGGAGCUCAAAUUUGUAAAGUUGGAGGAGUAAAAUGCAGUGGCUCCAUCUCUGCCAAACUCUUCCAAGUACCUGAUCAGCCAAACGCUCCAAAAUAUCCCUUCACUAGGGUCAAUCAUGCCAAAUAUAUGGUCACUGAACAACAAGCCUACAUUUCUACGUCGAAUUGGAGUAAGGACUACUUUUACACGACUGCAGGAAUUUCUUUCACUAGCACUGCAUCCACUUUGAGACAAACUGUUGAAAAUAUUUUCAAUAGAGACUACAACUCUGAGUAUGCCUUUGACGUGCCUCAAACGAGCAACUAA
Messenger RNA from Naegleria fowleri, 1533 nucleotides. RefSeq lists its product as uncharacterized. The transcript is spliced from 3 exons. The record is from RefSeq and is a predicted model, not a curated record. NCBI's taxonomy places the organism in Eukaryota, Heterolobosea, Eutetramitea, Acrasida, Naegleriidae. Bases 1 to 1533 code for a protein of 510 amino acids. Gene Ontology annotation, molecular function: catalytic activity.